Molecule: messenger RNA, 943 nt
Organism: Aspergillus heteromorphus CBS 117.55
Lineage: Eukaryota; Fungi; Ascomycota; Eurotiomycetes; Eurotiales; Aspergillaceae
Exons: 2
Coding region: 314-580 (88 amino acids)
Source: RefSeq, a predicted model, not a curated record
CGACCCUGGUUCAACUCCCGGGACUACACGCUUAUUCUGCCCUCAUUGUUUCCAAUGGAAGGUUGAUGACAUGACUAUCGACUACACACACUGCAAUAGUGGACCAACCACCAUCGGUCCACCACUGCAGGAAGUGGAAUCCACAAGCACAUGGCCUGAUUAAUACUCUGCGGUCUGAGUCUCAGUAGCAAGUCUGGCUGCGUCGCUGCUGUUUCAGCCACCAACGUCGAGAGAAUAGAUUAAGUCUCCAGCCCGUCCAGCGCCCGAGAUUAAUGGCUCCGAGGCGAGCACAUCACUGACUGGCCAUGUCGGCAUGUCCUUAAGCAGAGCGUGGGCCGCCCUUAUCACGAUCCAAGUGGACUGCCUCCUGCCCCGCUUCGGCGCCGGGAUGGUCCAUCCGUCUUCCGUCCUGCCAGCUUUCACCGUCGGACAGUCCACUCUGAGUGCACUGCUUGCCUGCUGUCUGCCUGUCGGCCUGUCGGCCUGCCUCUGGCCCUCUGGAGUCUUGGACUCGGCUGGCCCAGGUGGUCCGUUCUGCUCCCCGAUCCGCUCCCCACCACGCCGCCAGCCUACUGUGUAACAGUAGUCGACUCCGUUCUCAACCCUACCGCCGCCUUAGCCUCGCAGUCACACCCCUCGCCUUGUUCGUUACGGGGUCGAAAUCCAUGAUUUGUGCGGAAGACAAUUUAUACGCCUUGGCUGCCCCAAGUGAAACUCAAAUCACCGACCUCCUCGGAGAUGCCCUACUAUUUCGAUCUGAGACACGUACUCAUGACUCGCUCCCUCGAUCACAUCGGACCGUGGGAUGGUGGACUGGGAGAGAGAAACCUAAGUCGGACGGCUUCCCACAAGGUCGACAUAGUCGACUUAGUCCCAUCGCAACUCAGGCACGCCAGGCUGGCGACUAGAAACACACAGAAAAGCUAGAACUCGGCAAUUUCAU